This is a messenger RNA of Brachypodium distachyon (stiff brome), 668 nucleotides long. RefSeq names its product 60S ribosomal protein L34. Lineage: Eukaryota; Viridiplantae; Streptophyta; Magnoliopsida; Poales; Poaceae. The coding region runs from base 102 to 458 and encodes 118 amino acids. Gene Ontology annotation, molecular function: structural constituent of ribosome. Gene Ontology annotation, cellular component: ribosome; cytosolic large ribosomal subunit. The transcript is spliced from 4 exons. Gene Ontology annotation, biological process: translation; ribosome biogenesis. The record is from RefSeq and is a predicted model, not a curated record.
UCCCUCAGUUCCAUUCUCCGCCGCCUCGCCACAGAAAGAGGGAGAAGACCAGAGAGCGAGCUCUCGCAGCGGGAGUACUCCGGGAGAUCCAGGGCGGCGAGAUGGUGCAGCGGCUGACCUACCGGAAACGGCACAGCUACGCCACCAAGUCCAACCAGACCCGCGUCGUCAAGACCCCAGGUGGGAAGCUUGUGUACCAGUACACCAAGAAGCGGGCGAGUGGGCCGAAAUGCCCUGUCACCGGGAAGAAGAUCCAAGGAAUUCCUCACCUGAGACCUACUGAGUACAAGAGGUCCAGGUUGUCACGGAACCGGAGGACCGUGAACCGUCCGUAUGGUGGUGUUCUGUCUGGUCCUGCAGUCCGGGAGAGGAUCAUCAGGGCAUUUUUGGUGGAGGAGCAGAAGAUCGUUAAGAAGGUGCUGAAGAUCCAGAAGACCAAGGAUAAGACCAAGAGCUAAACAAUAUGGCGAGAUAGGCAGCGCCGUGUUGUGUUUCUUCUGUAUUUGUUUAAGCAAUCUUGAAAUUUUCUCUUUGGAGUUGGGAGAGAUCCUGGAGUAACUUGUGAGACUAAUGUGGUUCUUUAUAUUUUGCGCGCUAGUUAUGGAUAUGCAAAAUCUUUUGGACUAACAAUUGGUGACAGUGCUGUUUAGUCGAAAUGUGUUUAUCUU